AUGGUGGAAAUCAUUCAUCUCCAAGUCAAUAUUAAUAGAUAUGAUCCAUUAGCAGCAGGAGAAUCGACUUGGAUUGCUCUACCACAGUUCAUUCAAAAUAAAAAAGCAGUGCUAAAUAUCAAGAAUAAUGAUCAAUGUUGCUUUCUUUGGGCAGUUACAGCAGCACUAUUUCCAGCUGAAAAUAACAUAAACAGCACAUCAUCAUAUCCAGAUUUUAGGACGAUUUUCAAGUAUCAAGGUAUUAAUUGUCCAACAUCCUUACAUGAUAUUCCAACGUUUGAACUAGAUAAUAAUCUUUCAAUUAAUGUUUAUGGAUUAAAUAAUAAGGAUAAAAUAGUUCCAUUAUGUUUGUGUCAUUUUAAAUUUCAACAAUCUUUCGAUAAUCAUCGGGAAGAUUGCAUUAAAAUGAAUAAGACUGCUAUUACUUUCCCUGAAAAUGAUGAAAAAAUUAAAUUCAAAAAUCAUCAAAAUAAGGAACAAGUUCCAUUUGUUGUUUAUGCUGAUCUGGAAUGCAUUCUUGAACCGGACGAUACUAAACAGAAACAUAUUCCAUGCAGUGUUGCUUUCUAUGCUCAUUGCUCAUUUGAUAAAUCUAAAUCUUAUUUUUCAUUGAAACGCGAUGUAGAUUGCAUUGAUUGGUUCAUUGGAGAAUUAAAAAAAUUAUCAGAACAUGUAAAAGACACUAUUAAACAUGUUGUGCCAAUGAAACCAUUAACUUCCCAGCAGCAGAAAGCUCAUAAUGAUGCUAAAAAAUGUCAUAUUUGUGCUUAUCGUGGUCCUGCACAUAACAGAUGUAAUUCAAAUUAUCAAUCUUCUCACAUCAUUCCUGUUGUUUUUCACAAUCUUUCUGGAUAUGAUUCUCAUUUUUUAAUUAAAUCAUUGGCAUUCACAUCAUUUGAAGUGAGAAAAGGUGUUUUCCCCUAUGAAUAUAUAGAUGACUGGGAUAAACUUAAUGAAACUCAGCUUCCUGCUCAAUCAGCUUUUUACUCAAAGUUGAAUAAUGCAAACAUUUCAGAUGAAGAUUAUCAACAUGCACUCACUGUAUGGAAUAAGUUUCAACUUCAGACUUUAGGUGAUUAUUCAGAUUUAUAUUUGAAGACUGAUGUUUUACUAUUAGCAGAUAUCUUUGAAAAUUUUCGUGAGGAUUGUCUAGCUGCUUAUAACCUUGAUCCAUUACAUUAUUUAACUGCACCAGGUCUAGCUUUCGAUGCUAUGUUAAAAUACACAGAAAUAGAACUUGAUCCUUUACAAGAUGUUGAAAUGUUGAAUUUUAUUGAGAAAGGUAUAAGAGGAGGUGUAUCUCAAUGUAGUAAUAGAUAUGGUAAAGCUAAUAAUCAUUACAUGGGAGAUAAAUUUGAUCAAAACAAAGAUGAAUCAUAUCUGAUGUAUUUUGAUGUGAAUAAUCUUUAUGAUGCUGCAAUGAGUGAAUAUUUACCCACUGUAGAUUUAGAUUAUCCACAAUCAUUACAUGAACACCAUAAAGAUUUACCAUUAUGCCCUGAACAUUGGCAACCACCAGAUAGCAAAUGUGAAAAGCUGAUGACAACGUUAUUGCCAAAGAAUGAAUAUGUAAUACACUAUAGAAAUUUACAGCAAUGUAUUGAACUUGGUUUGAAAAUCACUAAAAUUCAUAGAGUUUUACAGUUUAAACAGUCAGCUUGGUUGAAAAAAUAUAUUGAUUUGAACACAGAAAUGAGAAAAAAGUCCAAAAAUGAUUUCGAGAAAAACUUUUUUAAACUUAUGAAUAACGCUGUUUACGGAAAAACUAUGGAAAAUGUGCGUAAUUAUAAAGAUAUUAAAUUAAUUACAAAAUGGGAGGGAAGAUGGGGUGCACAAAGUCUAAUAUCACAACCGAAUUUCCAUAGCAGUGUCAUUUUUGAUGAUGAUAUGAUAGUUUAG
Chelonus insularis is the source of this 1899-nucleotide messenger RNA. RefSeq lists its product as uncharacterized. NCBI's taxonomy places the organism in Eukaryota, Metazoa, Arthropoda, Insecta, Hymenoptera, Braconidae. The transcript is spliced from 6 exons. Gene Ontology annotation, molecular function: DNA binding; nucleotide binding; DNA-directed DNA polymerase activity. Bases 1 to 1899 code for a protein of 632 amino acids. Gene Ontology annotation, biological process: DNA replication. The record is from RefSeq and is a predicted model, not a curated record.